Molecule: messenger RNA, 393 nt
Organism: Emiliania huxleyi CCMP1516
Lineage: Eukaryota; Haptophyta; Isochrysidales; Noelaerhabdaceae
Exons: 1
Source: RefSeq, a predicted model, not a curated record
CUCGAAAAGGUGGUACGAGGCUUCAAGUCGGUGCCCGACCAGAAGCUACGAUACCAGCAGCUCCUGUUUCUCGCUCAAAAGCUUGCCCCGAUGGACGCGUCGCUCGCAGUGGACGCAAACAAGGUGCCAGGCUGCCUCUCGACCGUCUACGUGCAUGGCUCCCUGGGCGAUGACGAUACCAUCAACUUCGUGGGCGAGUCAGACUCGCAGCUGACCAAAGGCAUCGCGGCCCUGCUGAUCAACGGCCUCUCCGGCUGCACGAAUGAGGAGAUCCAGGCGGUCGACCCAAGCUUCAUCCAGGCAGCGGGCAUCGCCCAGUCGCUGACGCCCGGCCGCAACAACGGGUUCCUCAACAUGCUCAAGAUGAUGAAGGGGCAGGCGGCCAAGCUCGCG